Condylura cristata (star-nosed mole) is the source of this 7376-nucleotide messenger RNA. It is a transcript of the gene PRP4K, whose product is annotated as pre-mRNA processing factor 4B. Gene Ontology annotation, molecular function: ATP binding; protein serine/threonine kinase activity. The transcript has 15 exons. Gene Ontology annotation, biological process: mRNA cis splicing, via spliceosome; peptidyl-serine phosphorylation; peptidyl-threonine phosphorylation. The record is from RefSeq and is a predicted model, not a curated record. Bases 33 to 3155 code for a protein of 1040 amino acids. Lineage: Eukaryota; Metazoa; Chordata; Mammalia; Eulipotyphla; Talpidae.
CAGAGCUCCACGGUUCCCUACGCGGUUAGCACAUGCGCGCCGGCCCCGCUCCCUCUUCCUCCACUUCCUCCAGCUCCCAGCGUCCGGGCAGCCGCCGCCACCGCUGCCAAGGAGUCAGGAAGUGCAAGAUGGCCGCCGCCGAGCCCCAGGCGCUGCGGGAACAGCCCGAGGUGGAAGAAGCUGAUAAUUCGGAAAAGAGUGUAAACGAAGAAAAUGGAGAGGUAUCAGAAGACCAAUCUCAAAAUAAGCACAGUCGUCACAAAAAAAAGAAACAUAAACACAGAAAUAAACAUAAGAAACAUAAACAUUCCUCAGAAGAAGACAAAGAUAAAAAACAUAAACAUAAGCAUAAGCAUAAGAAACACAAAAGAAAAGAGGUUGUUGAUGCCUCUGACAAAGAAGGUAUGUCUCCAGCAAAAAGAACUAAACUUGAUGAUUUAGCUUUGCUGGAAGACUUAGAAAAGCAAAGAGCCUUGAUUAAAGCUGAACUUGAUAAUGAGUUAAUGGAAGGGAAGGUCCAGUCUGGGAUGGGACUCAUAUUACAAGGCUAUGAGUCUGGCUCAGAAGAAGAAGGGGAGAUUCAUGAAAAGGCAAGAAAUGGAAAUAGGUCUAGCACUAGAUCUUCCAGUGCAAAGGGGAAACUUGAACUUAUGGACAAUAAAAAUAGUACAAAAAAGCGGAGUAAAAGCAGAUCCAAAGAACGGACUAGACACAGGUCUGAUAAAAAGAAAAGUAAGGGCAGUGCUGAAGUAGUUAAGGAGAAAACCGCUCGGAGCAAGUCGAAAGAGAGGAAAAAGUCCAAAAGUCCGUCCAAAAGAAGCAAGUCUCAAGAUCAAACAAGGAAGUCAAAAUCUCCCACCCUUAGAAGGCGGUCUCAAGAGAAAAUUGGGAAAGCUAGAUCUCCCCCUGAUGACAAGGUAAAAGUUGAAGAUAAAAGUAAAUCAAAGGAUAGGAAAAAAUCCCCAAUCAUUAAUGAAAGUAGAAGUCGUGAUCGAGGCAAGAAAUCCAGAUCCCCGAUAGACUUAAGAGGGAAAUCCAAAGAUAGAAGGUCACGGUCCAAAGAAAGAAAAUCAAAACGGUCUGAAACUGAUAAAGAAAAGAAGCCAAUUAAAUCUCCCUCUAAAGAUGCCUCCUCUGGGAAAGAAAACAGGUCACCCAGCAGAAGACCUGGUCGCAGUCCGAAGAGAAGAAGUUUGACCCCAAGACCACGUGAUAAAUCGAGAAGAAGCAGAUCGCCACUUUUAAAUGACAGAAGGUCUAAGCAGAGCAAGUCACCUUCUCGAACUCUGUCUCCUAGAAGAGCCCGGAGCCGAUCCUUGGAAAGAAAAAGAAGAGAACCAGAGAGGAGACGACUUUCUUCUCCAAGAACACGACCUCGAGAUGACAUCCUCAGUAGACGGGAAAGAUCAAAAGAUGCCAGCCCCAUCAGUAGGUGGUCUCCAGCUCGAAGAAGAACAAGUAGAUCUCCUAUUAGGAGGCGGUCUCGGUCCCCACUCAGGCGUAGCAGGUCUCCAAGAAGAAGAAGCCGGUCUCCUCGGAGAAGAGACAGAGGUCGGAGGAGCCGGUCACGCUUGAGAAGGCGGUCUCGAUCCCGGGGCGGUCGUAGACGGAGGAGCAGAAGCAAAGUGAAGGAGGACAAGUUCAAAGGCAGCCUGUCUGAAGGAAUGAAGGUUGAGCAGGAGUCGUCGUCUGACGAUAACCUUGAAGACUUUGAUGUAGAGGAGGAAGAUGAAGAGGCCCUGAUAGAACAGCGGCGAAUUCAGCGGCAGGCGAUCGUGCAGAAAUACAAGUACCUUGCCGAAGACAGCAACAUGUCUGUGCCGUCUGAGCCCAGCAGCCCCCAGAGCAGCACUCGCACGCGGUCGCCCUCUCCGGACGACAUUCUGGAAAGGGUGGCUGCUGACGUCAAGGAGUACGAGCGGGAAAAUGUCGAUACAUUUGAGGCCUCGGUAAAAGCCAAACAUAACCUCAUGACCGUCGAACAGAAUAAUGGUUCAUCUCAGAAGAAGCUGUUGGCGCCCGAUAUGUUUACAGAGUCUGACGAUAUGUUUGCUGCAUAUUUUGAUAGUGCUCGCCUCCGGGCUGCUGGCAUUGGGAAAGAUUUCAAAGAGAACCCCAACCUCAGGGAUAACUGGACGGAUGCAGAGGGCUAUUACCGUGUGAACAUAGGGGAAGUCCUGGACAAGCGCUACAAUGUGUACGGCUACACCGGGCAGGGCGUGUUCAGUAACGUGGUGCGAGCCCGGGACAACGCCCGGGCCAGCCAGGAGGUGGCCGUGAAGAUCAUCAGGAACAACGAGCUCAUGCAAAAAACUGGUUUAAAGGAACUAGAAUUCUUGAAAAAACUUAAUGAUGCUGAUCCUGAUGACAAAUUUCAUUGUUUACGACUCUUCAGACACUUUUAUCACAAGCAGCAUCUCUGUCUGGUGUUUGAGCCUCUCAGUAUGAAUUUGCGAGAGGUAUUAAAAAAAUACGGUAAAGAUGUCGGCCUUCAUAUUAAAGCUGUAAGGUCCUAUAGCCAGCAGUUGUUCUUGGCAUUGAAGCUCCUUAAGAGAUGUAACAUCCUGCACGCGGACAUCAAGCCAGACAACAUCCUGGUUAAUGAAUCAAAAACCAUUUUAAAGCUCUGUGACUUUGGGUCAGCUUCACAUGUGGCGGAUAACGACAUAACACCUUACCUUGUCAGUAGAUUUUAUCGUGCUCCUGAGAUCAUUAUAGGUAAAAGCUAUGACUAUGGUAUAGAUAUGUGGUCUGUAGGUUGCACCUUAUAUGAACUCUAUACAGGAAAAAUUCUAUUUCCUGGCAAAACCAAUAACCAUAUGUUGAAGCUCGCCAUGGAUCUCAAAGGAAAGAUGCCAAAUAAGAUGAUUCGGAAAGGUGUGUUCAAAGACCAACAUUUCGAUCAAAACCUCAAUUUCAUGUAUAUAGAAGUUGAUAAAGUAACAGAGAGGGAGAAGGUUACUGUCAUGAGCACCAUUAAUCCAACUAAGGACCUGCUGGCCGACUUGAUUGGGUGCCAGCGACUUCCUGAAGACCAGCGCAAAAAAGUGCACCAGUUAAAGGACUUGUUGGACCAGAUCCUGAUGUUGGACCCGGCUAAACGGAUUAGCAUCAACCAGGCCCUUCAGCAUGCCUUCAUCCAGGAAAAAAUUUAAACGAGAUGAAGAAGCUCCCAGGGUUUGAGUAAUUAGAUACAAAGACUGAAGAAAUCUCACAGCAGUUUAUUAAUGUAUAUAAACUUAUAAAUAUUUCUCCAGCAAAUUUGAGGAAGCAUGAUAUAUUUGAAUUAACACCAAGGGUGAUAUUUCCUUUAGAAAUGUUAGUUAAUCUGUUUUGUGUCUUACGUGAAAUUUUACUGUAGAAUUGUUUUAAUUGCCAAGACUGCACAGAUUUACAGUGCUAAUGUAUAUGGUUGCAGUUCACAUAAAAGACAAAAGCACCUGCUAUCAACGAGUAGUAAUGUUGGGUGGUUGAUUUACUCAUAGCAGACUUGGCUUCAGUUUGGUCUUCAGAGAAAAUGGCCAGCGUAAAUGCUGUUUAUAUUCACGUUUUCCUAGGUGUGUGUGCAGGCCACAGCAGCAUGCCCUGGGUGUAGUCAGUGCCGAAAGGGGUCUGUUCCUUCUUGAGCCUGCCUGCAGGGACGGUCUCCUCUUUUAAAGCAGGUUGUGUACAACAUUCAGUACACUGAAGGUAAGCUAAACCAUCAACAUCACUGGUGUUUUACAAUGUUAUUUGAUUGGAGCAAUGGACGAAUGAGGGAUAUUAGCUUUGUGGCAGAAUUCCCUGCAUGUGUGAUAAUGGAUCUUGUUUUAUUUUUUGGCAUUGCGACUGUGGCAUAGUUACAAUUUCUGUUCUGUUCAUCACAUUUAAAAUUGGAAGAGUACGCGCUUGAUGGAUAGAGCGCCUUCAGUGUACUGUUUCUUACUAACUUUAAUUUUUUUUAAAUCAACUUGCUAUAGACUUUAUAUACAUUUUGUUAAAUACAGUUCCCUUAGUAAUAGAAAUGGCGUAGCUUUCAUUUACUAAUGACAAAUGUUGAGGCCUGAUUCUGAAAGUCCUCAUAUUUAAAAGUUAGACAGACAACAUAAUGAAAUUUUUAACUAUUUGUAUGUCAUUUUGGAAGUGUAAUGCUUUAUGGUAAAAGUGUUUUCAUUUGUUCAUUGUUUUCAUUAUUUGUGAUCAUGUUGUCUUUCAAUACAGGCGUAACCCUUCUACUCUUGAACAAAGCAGCUGCUUUUUAAAAGCGGUAAUUGCUUCUUUACCUUUUAUUUCUUUUGUAAAUGAAGCUUUUCUUUAAGAAUGUGACUUUAAAGUGUUGUCUAUUGCAUAAAACAGUUGACACUCACUUAUUGUAAAGUGAAGAUUGUUCUACUGCAUGUGAAGUGGGCCAUGCAGAUUUCUGUAUGUUCUCAGUAUGCAUCACUAGAUAAUAAAGUCUUUUGUGAACCAGGCAUUUGUAGCCAUUUUUAAAAGCUUUUGUCUUCAGUGCUGGUAAGUCAGGUAAACCAUAAAUAGUUAAAAGCAACUUUUCAUUUCUUCCUUUUAGUCUUUAAAAUAAAUAUUUGUUAGAUGAUGUAACCCAGCCAAAAAGCUAAUCAUGUUGUUACUGAUGAUGACUAGGGUCCUAAUUGUUUCAUCCCAAACCCUGCAAGUAUUGUCAGCAUUCAGUGUAGAGAGGUAAUUCCUGUAGGGUAUGGGGUAUAAUUCAGGAUUUAACUAAUGUUUCUGCUAUUUUCUCACUUUUCCUUUUGAUGGUGCGGAAAGAGAAAAGGAAAGCGGGGCACAGGCCAUCGACGCCUUCUCCCAGGGUCUGAUUUGCUGAGACACCAGCUUCACCUUCUUAACAAGGUUAUUUCUGACAGCAUGUGUAGAUAAACAUUUAGCAACGAUUUAAGACAAAAUCAUGUAAAUCCGCUUGGUUUUUACAACACAGAGGAAUUCGUGUUUUUAACAUGGUAGAAGAGAUUUUUCGGAAAUGUAUGUGAUCUUUUCUGUUUGGGCAGUAAAGCUCAUGCUUGCCUCCCUGAGGAAUGUGGAAAAGAACCAGGUUUUAGGGGGUUAAGUGCUAUUUUUUAAAUUGUAAAUGGGAUUUUUUUAUUUACCCAGGCACCUAAUUACAACAAGCAUGCACAUUUUGGUGCGGUCAAGAAUGGGAGGUCAGAGUAGCAGCAUUCUUCUGGUGGGUUUGCUCCCUUUAAAGACGAAAUGAACCACAGCCAGAAAGGUGAUAGAUGCUAGAAUAAGCCGACUUUGAAUCUGCACCCCGUCUCUUCCUGCCUUAGACUUGUCCAGAUAAGCCCAGGUGGCUUCGUCUUCAGGUGGCGUGAAGUGCAGCCUUUUAAGACAAGGCUCUCGCUGCAGCCUCUGCCCUGCCAGCCGGCAGUGACUCCCCCACCCCGCCCUUGAGGCCGUGAGCGCAUGCUGCGACUCAGUCUUCGGGAGUGGCUUCCACUCGGGGCUGCUCACGUGUUGAUGCCUCUGGUGGUUUCCAUAGUUUCAUUGACUGUAAUGAUUUAAUUAAGAUAACUUCCACUAGAAAACAGUUCAUCUUAUGCCUUCAGAGCUUUUACAUAUUCUUUUAAAAAACAAAGUUGCUUGUUACUUGUUCUUUGUGUUUUAGGUGCAGCUCAGUGGAAGAUGAUGGCAACCAGAAGACAUGAGCUAAGGUUUCUGUCCCAUAAAAGAUUAAAAACAAACAAAAAAGAAUCUUCCAUUUUUGUCCAAUUUUUAGUUUUCAGCAUUAUGAUUUGGGUUUCAUUAAUGUUUGAUUUAGAAUAGCCGUGCUCUGUGGUGUCAUCGUAAAGUGCUUGUUGAUCAUGUCCUGCCCGCCCCCCUCCCCUGGGCUAGUGCAGCGGUCGGGGCUAGUGAUGCCGAGGGCUGGGUGGGCGCUUGGCCCACGGGCUCCUCACAGGGUGGCCGGGGGCUCCUAGGAGACCGUGGUUGGUCUCAGCUUCAGGCGUGGGGUCCCUGAUGUGCAGAAGAGCCCAGAAAGAAUGCGAAGGUCCCUCGUGACUCAGUUUCGUGACUGCUCUGUUCUGCAGUUUCAUCAGUGCUCUAGUCACGAUUUGAAAAGACUCCUGAGCCAAGUGUCAGUUUUGCUUCCCCAGGGAAAGAGACGAUCUCUUGUAGAUCUUUGGUAUCACCGAGUUAGCACUCAAGUGACAGGUUGUUGAUCUAUCUAUGCAUGAUUUUUUCAAUUUGUGACUUCGCUGAGACAGAUCUAGAAUUCUGUGACCUCUAUUCCUGUAAGGUGAUUUAGUAUUGAAUCAUUAGUUUCAAACCUGCAUUCACGUUUCAGGGUAACUAACUUUUGAAUAGAAUUAUCUUAGAAGGUCCUGGCAAAAAAAAAAAAUGUGAUUGUCAGGCUUCAGACUUCCUAAGACAUAGCCCUCAAAGAGGUCAUUGUUCUUUUUUUAGUUGGGGGGAUAGUUGAGAUCUAAGAGCAUGUACACUCUGGGUAGAGCUUCUGAAGGUUAUUAGAAGUGAGGUUAGAACGCUGAGGUUUUAAUGGGAAGAAUGUCCUGGUAAGACCCUCGUAGUAUUUGUGUUCACCUGCAAGCCCUCGUGAGUAGCAUCCUGCUUUUCCCUAAUGCUUCUCUUUCUCAUUCCAUUCUGCUGCUUUCUCGAAACUAUUUUGUGUUUUAAAACAAUAUAAUUUUUACUUUUUUGGGUUUUUCCCACUAACAAAAACAAAAUAUACAGGGAAUGGAAAUUUUUUAUAUAAUGUUUUAUACAGUAGGUGGGUAGAAGCAAUGAAUGACAUGUACUGUUUUCACAUUUGACCCAUAUUUGCAUUCCUUCUCUGCUUUUCCUGCCCUUUCUGUCAGUCGAGCUCCCGUUGACUAAGGGCUAGUUGGAAAUAAAGUCUCUCAGGUGAGAGAAAAGAAUUCGUUAGUCAUAAAGCGGGCCAAGCGUGAAGGAAUGCCUGUACAGGGGCAGUAGGGAAGAAGCUCGGCACUCAGGCCCGUAGUUUCCUUGUGGACAUCGGGCUUCGUGAGCGGCUCUUCAGUGGCCUGGUUCAUGCGUAGACUCAUGUGGAUCCUACUCUCCCAGGUGGAAUGGCCUCCUUAUAAAUAAAGAGUCCACUACAAACCAUUCGUGUUUCUCACAUGUCAGUAGUGCACACUGAAUUUACUCUUUAAAUGUUUUCCAGUUGUUUUGGUAGAAAGCAUCAUGGCAUCUUUAAUUUUUCUUCUCCUUCUAUGUAUAGGGUAAGGGACUGUUCUUCUGAAGAAUCUUUCCAUUUAGUGAUCAAGAUAUGGAAGCUGAUCUCUGAAAAUGUGUAUCCUAAUUGUCUGGUAUCGUUUGAACUGUAACCUGCUUUUGAGCAGUGCAGUGUUCCCAAUUGACUUACUGGGAAAACCUAAUAAAGUCUU